AAUAAACUCCAUUCAAGAAGAAGUGAGCGUUUACGUUAUCAGGUCACGCGCAGCACGCCUGCGCGAAUUUGCGUCUCACGCGGCGCUAUCAAAUUGUUUGUUUCCGGACAAACAUCCCGUUGAAUGAGUUAACUUCGCCUUAUAUUGUCACUGCGGUCGCGAGUUUCGUCUUUAUUUCGAAUAUCGCUUUACAAAUGUUCAAACUUGAAGAGUGAGGAACAAAACUAGCAACAAUGGACGAGGUAAUUUCAAGUUUUCAUUCAACUUUAACACCAGGAUUGUUGGAGAAAAGCUCAGCUCCGUUUCGAUAACACGCAUUUUGCGACCUAGUCACCUCAUUUUCACUGUGAUUAGUUCACCAGCUAGUUGAAAUCAUCUGCACUGAGACCGUGUCUCAGCUUACUUGGCUCAUGUAAAUUGUAAAAAUGUCUGUUAGAUCAGUUGUCCUCCAAUCUACCAAACCAUGAGUCAGUCUUUGUGGUUUAUCUAACCUCCUUGGUCUUGAGGUUUUCUUCAGAGGAAACUUUGCAUCUUUCCUUGGUGAUUUCUGACCUCCAAACAGCAUUGGAAUUGACAUUAAAAUACAGCAGCACUGAUUCAAUAAAUACCUGUUCAAUGUGUACCUAUUUAAACCAUUUAACACAUUUGCUGGCAACAUUUUCUUGAAUAUGAAUUGAUUGGUUUUUGUCACAGCAUUAAAUUGUGAAAAUGAUCAUUAAAAUUCAUGAAACACUUUUCAGGUGUCUUGAUCAGAGAGCUAAAAGUCAGAUUUAACAAAAUAUUUUAACUAGAAUUUAUGAGACCAUAAAAAACAGCAAAUAGUUUGAAUUACUAUGUGUGAAAGAUGAAGGAUUUCCAUAGAUAAUAAAUACAUUGUUUUUCAAAGAUAGACAUUCAGUGAUGUGUCCACUAUCUGUUUUCCAUUACUACAAAUACAUUGUACUUCCAUAAAGCCAAUUUGUUGAAGCCAGCUGUCCACAGGCACAAGCUCUAAUUACAUAGCUAAUGUGACAUGUUAUGGCUGUAUACAUCACCUGAAAUAUCUUCAUUUUUGAGGACGCUAAUUGUUGACUUCUUAAGCUAGCAUCUGCCAAUACCUGUGUUAGGCCAGUAAAAUUGUGCAUCUCUAAUUUGAAGAUCAGUUGUUUUCAUAUUUGUGGUAUUUUACAAAAGGUAAAAAUCUGUUAGUUGAAAGCCUGAACAUGUAAAAGAAAACUGUCUGCAGAAGUGUUAUCAAUGCUGUUUUUGACUACGGGACUGUUUUUCAUUACUUUGGUAAAUCAAAUCUUAAAUCUUAAAUAAUCUUGUGCUUGCUUCCCAUAAUCAACCUUUAAGAAAAUAACCUGGUAAAAUAGAAUUUUCUUACAGUCAACUCCUUAAUGACUUGUUUUUUUUUUUCUUUUCAUUCUUUUCUUUUUCGGAGGGGAUGAUCAACGUCAAAGCUCUGAGGGCCAAGUUUCAGGAAGAGGCCCUGCUGGCUCAAUCAAAAACCAGCCGACCAGCUGUUGCAGAGAAGCCCAGACACCUUCCCCCUCCUGGCAGUCACUGCAGCUCUGUGGUCGGCAGUAUUAAUAUUGCUGUUGAAAACAAGACACAAGUUCCCCGGGUCAUCUUCAGAGAUGGGCUGCGGUCAUCUGGAGGCAAGCGACCAAUUUCCUUCCCACCACAGCCUCAGCAGACCUCCUCCUCGUCUCAGCUUGCUAAUGGAGACAGCACAACAAGGCAGUCCCUCAAAGACCGACACAUGCCUCUGGUGCUUCCUGCCCUGCCUGUAAAAGAGCAAAAGACAGAGCCACAAGUCAAAAAGGAGCACAAACUUGACCCAGAGCCAGGAAAAGAUGUCCUGCCACACACAAAAAUGAAGAAGAAAGGAUUGCUGCUUCCUUUCAAGUCAGCCAAAGUUUCAAAAGUCAGUGCGGAAAAUGGAGAGGAGCCUACGUAUGCUGAUUUGACCACCAGACCUGCCAGUGCACCUGGUGAGUUGCCCUCCUUAGAAAAACAAACCACAGAAGACAGGAUUUCUCUGCACAGUGACCAAUCGGCCUCUGAGUUCCCCUUGUCUAGCCCAGAUAUUCCAAUCACCCCUCCUCCUGCAGAGACGAGUGUUGACUCAGACAACAAAAUCAUUAGCACCUUGGAAAGGGCCAAGAAGAAGUUUUCACGCAGGCAGAUGUUGAUCACGGCAAAACCCAAAAGCCUGCGUUCCCCUGACUACGCCUCAAAAGACAAAAAGUUUCCUUCACUACCAAAAAUCCAAAGUGCUGAGCCCGAGCUCUCCUUACCCUCAGCAGGGUGUCUCCCACACCUGGCUUGUAUUUCAGCCCGGCCUUUCUUCAAAGCCAAAAACGCUGGUCGUAGUAAGUUACAUUUGGUCAUUAACUGUUUCAGGGAUUUUAUACUGCUUGUGAAAUUGUGAUUUCUAAUGUGUUUGCAAUACUUUUAUUUCCAAUAACCAGAGUCUCCAUUGAACAAGCAAUUUAGCAAGAAUAAGAUUGAACUUCCCUCUGGCAAGGCUGCUGAACCCCAUCCACCCUCUGCUCCUUCCAAGAAGCCCCUGCCUGACUUGUGGCUACUGGGUUCAGCGCCACCUAAGCCCCCCAGACCUCCAUCAGUAGAUCUGAGCGCUUACCUCCUACCCACUUUAAAUGGUAUGAUAAAACAACUCAGCAUCUCUCUGUGUCUUUGAUUUAUGUAGCUGCACUGUAUUUGACAUUUGUUUUCCCCUUCUGGGGCCACAGACCGAAGAAUACAAUGAGGAAAAAGUUGCAUUAUCCUUGGACACCAGUGACUAUGUAUUAUCUGCUCUGCUAUUUACAUUAAACUUCUUCAUGGUGAGGCUGAACAUCUGUUUAAAGCUGAUUUUGGUCUCUUAUUAUAGAGGUGUCAUCAGAUCUGAGCCAACCAUCAAGCGAUGAGCCAGAAUCCAUCUCUAACCCUGUGCUGGAUGCUCCAGAGUUUCCAGACUUUGAGAAUUCAGAGAUGGACACAGCAGAAGGGGAACCUGUUGACAUCGGUGCUCUGGAGCUGGAGGCCUUAGACUUAGUCAGCACUGAACUUCCUGUGCCAGAUGAUUGCGGGGGUUCAGAAUUUGAAGAUCAACAACAUGACUUGUCCGAGAACGAUCCUGCAGAGCCACAUAUGUGCAACACCUUCCAGGAUCUGAACCUUGGCAAUCAAAAUAUAAUACCUCUUGAUCCUGAACUAAUAAACCUGUCGGAGCUCCAAGAGCCUGCUGCAGCAGCAGAGCAGUGGUCCCAGAGUGAGGAGGUGAGCAUGGACCCUCUCUCUAGCUCUCAAGCUGAUGAGACCGAUCUCGCAGCUGCUGAGUAUCACUCUGCUACACAGGACACAGACAGUUGUAAUCACUCAGCAUUAAAUGAAGGGACUAAAAUACAUCCAAGGUAAAACUUUGGAGCAUCUAUGAUCACAUUUUUGUAUUUAUUUUUUAAUUGAGGUAUGUUUUCUUUAUUUUAUAAAUGACUUGUUUUGCUUCUAGUGCAAACCCGCAGGACGGUUACUACGAAGCGUGUGACAAUGUCUAUGAGGAUGUCGAGAACCUUAACAAAUUCAUCUUAAGCCAGAACCUGCGUAAAGGGAAAGAUGGUCUAAAGAGUAAGGAUCUGUCUCUACAAAAUCUAGUGUUUCUCCUUGUUUAAAACAGAUUUUUUUAAGAUCCUGUUUCCCCCCUCUUACACCCCGUCAACUACAGAUCCAUAUGCAGACAACCUCCCAAUGGUAACACAUUUUUGGUAUUUUCUUAUCACCUUCAAUACAUUAAAGGGAGUUCCGCACAAUGAUGAAAUUAGUGUGCUUCCCACUCGGUCAUCUGUGCUUCAUUAAGAAUUUUCUGUGUUUGUUUCAAGAAGGAGGAGGCUUGUCUUCACAUAUGGCCAAGGAAUCCCUGGUAUGCCUUUCUUUUCCCAAACAUUUAAGUCCUGUGUUUUAUCCCUGACAUUUGUUUUUGCCUCCUGGAGGGCAGCCACUGAUUUUUUUUUCUCUGAUUGUGCUCCAACUACAGGGCUGCUGUUGCUGGAGAACAACCUCAUUCCACUCACAAUCAUGUCCCCAGGUGAGGUACACAACUCGUCUUUCUUACUUGUCGUUGCUGUAAAGAAAACUUCAGUUGUCCUACAUCCAGCAUAUCCAUUCUGCUUGUAUUUCCACCUAAAGAAAAUAAGUCUCUUCUUGUGUCUUUUUCAACAUAAACAGUAACAUUCACUCUAAUUUUGUCCAGUUAUUUUUCUCUCAACUGGAUUAAUUUGAAUUAAUUCAGGGUGUUUUUGUGUAAUACAUUUAGUACAUUAUCUUUAUUUGCCAACAAGCAGCUUCAUUUGUUUCCAGAAAAGAGCCCCAAAGCCCCAACACUGCAGAACUCAAAGAACAGAGGAAGAGGGAGAAGCAGAGGCUGGAGAAGGAGAAAAAGGAGCAAAAGGAAAGAGAGAAGAAGGAAAAUGAAAUGAAAAAGAAGUUCAAAGUAAGUUAUCAAACAGCAAAGGUGAAGAUUUCUCUCUGGUCACUUUUUAUUCAGCCCCUAAAAGGAAUUUGAUUGGCUGAAAAAAUGUGUUUUGAAUCUUUCAGGUGACCGGUGAAGAGGAGCCCAUGUACCAUGCUAAGGUUAUCUUGGCCAGUAAGGUUCGUAAGAAUGACCUGCCUGUGAAGACCGGGGACAUAGUCAGCAUCAUUCGCACUACCAACUGCCCCAAAGGCAAAUGGCUGGCUCGAGACGCCAACCACAAGUGUGAGUGCAGUCAUAAUUUCUUUAAAAAAAACUGAAUUUGGGAUAAAACAACACAAACACCUACAUUUUAAGAAGCCAUCUUAUUUCAAACUACAGAACUUAAAACAGAUUUAAAAUUUUUAGAGUAUCGUUUUUCCUCAGUGUGCCAUGAGUCCCUCUGUGUUUUUAAUAACUGCUCUGUCCUGUUUGAUGCAGAUGGUUAUAUUUCAGUCAUGAAUGUGGAACUAAACAUUAAGGAGAUGCUUGAACUUGGCAAGAAGGCCCAAGCAGCUGGACGAGGAGGCAACCAUGAGGGGGACACCAUCAGCAUCGGGAGCAGGUUGAACCCUGACAAAAUGUUUUGUCUCACCCUAAAGCAAUUUGUAUCUUUCUAUUGGUGCCAUAACAGCAAUACUUCAUUCCUUUUUGUUUGUUUUUGCAGAUCCUCUAGCCACCCUGUACUAACAAGCAGUUGUAAGUGUCUUAUUGAAAUAGCUUGGUAAUAUGAAUCUCCUCUUUUCUGUAACCUCUGACCUUAACUUUGUAUUAGUUUCUUUAUCAUCUCACAAAGCACUGCAGCCUUAUGAAGAGAAAACACAACUGGUUUAUGUAAUGCAUGGGCUUGUUGACUGAUGGGGAACAGUCGCACACACGUUGGCACACAGCCAAAGAGUCCCGCAACACAAUGCCUGGUCUGAAUAACUGAACAAGUCGUCGUCUGCUUGACAGUGAUUUGUUAUUUUAUGAUCAGGAAGGAACCACGCGCAGACUGAUGGCUUCGGUUUCUAUCCUGCAAAACAUCCAUCAUCUUUGAGCACACAGAUUAAUCAAACUUUUGUUUCCCGACAGUUACAGAUGACAGUGAGGAGUGGGCUUGUGAAGAUGAGACCCUCUCCCCCACCAAUGAAAACUAGUAAGACAGACUCUUUGACUGCUCUGUGACGUAAAGAUGCUUUAUUGUCUGAAGGAGAAUGACCACAUGAGAGUGCAUUCAUCCAUCGUUCCUGGAAGAUAUGCCUGAUUUUAUGUUGCACACAGUAUAUAAUUACAGUCUUCCUUUUCAUUCGGUGUUGCAGCUUUCCCCAGCAGACUGCCUCAUUGCCUGAUAUGUGUGAGUACAUUUUACACGCAGUCCUUUUGAAGUAAGAGGGAAAAUGCUUUUUACCCCCUCGCUGUUGCCUGGUUUAGUGGCUGUUUUAUGUUCAGCACUGACAUAUGUCAGACUGUAACAUGCCUUUGAUGUGCUUUUUUACCAUGCCAUUUCCUCCCUCCCUCCCUCCUCUGUCUAACAACCCUUGCAUAACUUACACCCCCCCAUCCUGACCCCCCCCCCCCCCCACACACACACACACACACACACACACACACACCUCUUCUUUACCCCCCUCCCCCCUCUGCCCUUCAUGUGUGCACUCUGACAGCGUGCAGCCAUGUCAGUGCCCAGCACACUCUGAGCGAUGCCAACCUGGAAGACCUUUACACACAGUGAGUCUCCUACACACAGGAUUCAAAGCAGAUGCGUUGGCACUCUCCUCUUGCACAUGUGCAGAGAAUGUUCUACAUCUCACCUUUAAGGCAGCAAGUGUAGACAUGGGAUGUAUAGGCAAACCCUUAAUUAUUUUCACAACUGAAGAAUAUUAAACUUUAGAUAGAAGGAAGAUAUGAUGAAACAGUGUGUUGUAAAAAGUCAAGAUAUUUGGUCUGGUUUUAACUUAUUUAGCAAUUCUUUUGUAUUGUAAGAUGUAUUUUGUAUCUUGUACUGGCAAGACCAGAGACAGACAUGCGAGAGACAUUAAGCCAGGAAUGCAGAAAAGUUUUCAUUUUUCUCCAGUGUAUCUUAAGGGGAAAAACCUCCUUACAAAGUCCCAAAGCCGAAGGUGAGCUCAACUUAAAGCUGGUCUCUAUGUUUACAGCAAUACAAAUAUGCAGUUUAUUAUACUUUACGCAGAGAUCAUCCCUUUAGCACACAAGGAAGACUGAAAUAAGCCAAGGCUUUACAAUUUUGUUUGGAAGGUAGCCAAAUUGGUGAGUAAAAUGUUCAGAAUUUCACUUUUUGUCAAUUUUUUAAAUUAUUUUUACACUCACAAUAAAGACUAAAAUUCAUACUCAUGUCUCUUCAUGAUAUCCAAAAGUAAACAAGGCCAUCAGUGACAAAAUUUGCUAUCUGUAUAUUGUGACUUUUAAUGCCUGAAACCAGUGUGGAGGGGAGAUGUAAGCCUGACAGCUGUAGAAACAGCCCUGUUUUUAAAAUUUCUUGAUAAAAUAUUCACAGUGAACAAUACAUUGGACUGUGAAAUGUCAGCAAGAUGAGACUUUAUUAUUAUUUUUUGUCAAAUAACAUGACUUCAGCAUGUCAAGCACAAGAUCAGUGAAACAGCUUUAGUUACAGAAGGCGCAAAAUUUCAAGCUAUCAGAUCCUAAAACCUGUCCAACUGUCAUUAUAGUAACCUAAAAAAAAGUAUUGAAAGGGGCCUAGUGUGAAUUACUCAGAUGUCUGCAGUGACAUAUUAAAUUUUUGGAGAUAAAACACUCAAACCGCCUGGUUUGGAUCAUUAGAGGCCUUUUGUACUUUAAACAUGUGAUAUUGAAAAGGAGUUUGACCCCUUAAAGACUCAGUUAUUUCCUAUGAGUAACCACAUUCAAUGAAGUUCAGAGGACACAUCUCAGGUUGUUUAUUUUAAAAUGAAGUCCAGAGGUUAAGCAGAAGCCAGUAUUGUGCAAAGCUCUGACCUCAGCAGUUCUUGCUUCAAACUAGUGACUUUUUUUUAUGCCUCAGUCCUCAUCUUUCAUCACAUUUGGCAUAUGCAGGAUAACUCAGAGCCUUGUUAAUUUCCUCUUGAGGGGGAAGAAGGAGAUAAUGCUGUUUGCUCCUCUUAACUUCAAGAUGCCAAAAUGAUCUAGAGCUGGCAUAAGACCCUUUUAGUUUAACAAAUCAAGAGUAGCAGACAGUGAAAUCAGGGUCAUCCGAAAUGAACAAUAAUGACUAAUAGCUAAACAUACACUUGUAGAGUUUGAUAUUUCAGGAUUUGUGAAUGUGUUAUUUCAAUUUGCUUUUUCUUUUAUUUUUUGUCACAUCUAAUACAUUUUUCUCAUGAAUAUUUUUUAUGACAUUUUUUUGAGACAUGACAAAUGAGACUACAGACAAUUGAACUUCCUUUAUUAGGGGAUAAAUGAAGUUCUUUUUCUUCUUCUAUUCACUUUAGUUAAAAAUGACACCCAGAACACUCUGUAAUCCAACCAAUUUCCUCCCGCACCUUUACUCUUCGUAAACAUAAACUCUCUUGUUUGAGUUCCUCUUGGGACAAACUGUAAGUGUCUGCAGCUUUUGGAUUAACAUAAAUUAGCCAUGGGUAACUUGAUUGGAUUAUGGCAUAAUUUGUAGGUCCUCUUUGUGGGUCAUUGAUAAUCACGGUGUGGUUUGUUUUGAAAAUGAGUAAGUGUUGUAACUUGUUUGAACCCUCAGGACCAGACAUGAGGCUCUGCAGAAGCUUGCCAUCUUCUUUCAACACGGCAAAGAUGACUUCAGUGACAUGGCUGAUAGUGAGGGCAUGACUCCUACAAAGUAACGUAUUUUCUUAUCGUCGAUCUGACCGAUAGUGUCCAUUUGUCUUUCACUCAACAUGAUUUCCUUUUAUUAAAACUCCCUUCAAAUGUUGUUUGUCUACUCCAUGCACAGCACUGAACAACAGGGUAAGCUUACAAAGUCGAUGUUUCUGCAUGUCUCCACUGUUGUCACCACUUACAUCACACUCACUGAUAAUGGUGAAGCCAAGAGGCGAGUAGUUAGAGAUCUCUUUAAGCACUGCAAGCUGAGCACCGGAAGGCGCCUUGGUUGUAAUGGAAAAUAACUUGUGGGGCACACUUAUCUAAUCCCAGUAAACUGAAGACAAGUUUCAGACCAUGCUGCACAGACAGUGUAGUAUUGAGGUGUCAUCUUCUUGUUUCCUCAGACUUCUUAUGUGCCGUUGAGGAACCUCCAUAUCCGUAAGUGUGGACAGUUUCCUUCUAAUCAGGGAGAGAGAUUUGAUCCUUAUUUAUAUCCGCAUCAGCCGGCUUUUGAGUAUGCUCCUUUGCCAACAUCCGAGUACUCCAGGUUCUUUGGCACAUUCUCAUUGUAGGCUAUGAUGUCUCUUUUACAGAGAGCAGGAAGUUGACUUUGCAGAGCUGGGACUCCUUCCUCCCCCGCCACUCUAUGCUGACACCUUCUGAUCACCAUGAUAAUUGAAGCAGGGUAUGCAUGAGUAUGUCAACAUUUUGGGUUUAACAUCAUGGAAAAUUUCCACCAAGGAAAGAGACAAGUUUACCAUGUAAUAAUGAGAACUAUAUUUUUGACUCUUCACAAUGAAGACAAGAAACCACUGCUGUAGAGGAGCUGCUGAUGUGACUGUUGUAACUGAUUCAACUUUUGUUGCUUCACAUCUAUUUUCACAUUGUUUUCUCUAAAAAGAGCACGCCUUGAUUUACUGCACGAUAUCUAAAAUAAAGAACAAUGACAAAGUAGCUAACCAUACACUUAAAGAGUUUGAUAGUUCAGGAUUUGUUUGUGAAAUUGUUAUUCGAUGUUGUUUUUUCUUUUGUUUCCUUGUUACAUCUAAUAAAUAUUUGUCAUUGAUUCAUGUUUUUUUUUUUAUGACAUUCACCUGAUUUAAGAAUGAC
This is a messenger RNA of Xyrichtys novacula (pearly razorfish), 9373 nucleotides long. The record is from the annotation of a GenBank genome assembly. NCBI's taxonomy places the organism in Eukaryota, Metazoa, Chordata, Actinopteri, Labriformes, Labridae.